UUAUUGCAACGGAUUUUACCGGGUGACCCAAUAACAACCGGGGAUUUUACUGGAACUGUCCUUUUCUCUGGAGUUUUCCUGUUUUUCGACCAGAGUUUCACCAGAGGUGUCCUUAUUAUAUAUUUAUCAUGA
Molecule: messenger RNA, 132 nt
Organism: Racocetra persica
Lineage: Eukaryota; Fungi; Glomeromycota; Glomeromycetes; Diversisporales; Gigasporaceae
Source: the annotation of a GenBank genome assembly